GGGCUAUGUCUUCAGCAGCCACCACAGCCCCGUCAGUGGACAAGGUGGACGGCUUCUCCAGGAAGUCGGUCAGGAAAGCCAGGCAAAAGCGAGCACAGAGCUCGUCCCAGUUCAGAUCUCAGGACAAGCCCAUAGAGCUGGUGCAGCUACCUCUGCUGAAAGAUGUUUCUGCACAGGAACAACCAGAGCUUUUCCUCAAGAAACUGCAGCAGUGCUGUACUCUGUUUGACUUCAUGGAAACACUGUCUGACCUCAAAAUGAAAGAGUAUAAACGCUCCACCCUUAAUGAGCUGGUGGACUACGUCACCCUCAGCCGGGGCUACCUGACUGAGCAGACCUACCCUGAGGUGGUCAAAAUGGUGUCCUGCAAUAUUUUUCGGACUCUUCCGCCUAGUGACAGUAAUGAAUUUGACCCAGAGGAAGACGAGCCCACGCUGGAGGCCUCAUGGCCACACUUACAGCUCAUUUAUGAGUUCUUCAUUCGCUUCUUGGAAAGUCAGGAAUUUCAGCCCAGCGUUGCCAAAAAAUACAUUGACCAGAAAUUUGUAUUACAGCUCUUGGAGCUGUUUGAUAGCGAGGACCCACGGGAGAGGGACUGCCUGAAGACAGUUCUGCACAGAAUCUAUGGCAAGUUCCUUGGCCUCAGGGCCUUCAUCCGCAAACAGAUCAACAACAUUUUUCUUUGUUUUGUAUAUGAGACCGAGCACUUCAAUGGCGUAGCUGAACUGCUGGAGAUUUUGGGAAGCAUCAUCAAUGGUUUUGCGCUUCCUCUCAAAGCUGAGCACAAACAAUUCCUGGUGAAAGUGCUGCUGCCUCUGCACACAGUGAGGAGCUUGUCUCUCUUCCAUGCCCAGCUGGCCUAUUGUAUUGUACAGUUCCUAGAGAAAGAUCCCACGUUAACAGAACCUGUGAUCGGAGGCUUGUUGAAGUUUUGGCCAAAAACAUGCAGUCAGAAAGAGGUUAUGUUUCUUGGAGAGUUGGAGGAGAUUCUAGAUGUGAUUGAGCCCACUCAGUUUGUUAAGAUCCAAGAACUGCUCUUUAAACAGAUUGCUAGAUGUGUGUCCAGCCCCCAUUUUCAGGUGGCAGAACGAGCUUUGUACUACUGGAAUAAUGAGUAUAUCAUGAGUCUGAUUGAGGAGAACUCUAGUGUAAUCCUGCCUAUCAUGUUUGCCAGUCUCUACAGGAUCUCCAAAGAGCACUGGAACCCGGCAAUAUCAGCUUUGAUCUACAAUGUGCUCAAAGCAUUCAUGGAGAUGAACAGCGCCUUGUUUGACGAACUUGCCGCCAAUUACAAAUCAGACAGGCAAAGGGAAAGGAAGAAGGACAAGGAGCGAGAGGACCUAUGGAGGAAGCUGGAGGAGCUGGAGCUCAGACGAGGCGUCCAGAACAGCGACGGUGUCAUUCCCACCUAACACGGACCUCGUGUCUGCCCUUCUGUGUGGCCCCAACCCCAAUCCCUUUCUACUCUGCCACAGGGACCCCGUCCCCCUAUUUGCUUCUCAUGCUGCGUACUUUACCACACACUCCCUCGUUCAUUUCCUCCCUUUCAACAGCACUGUAAAUAAUCCUCUCCCUCUUUCCUGUAUCAUACUACUACACUGAAAGGAAGAAGGAAAAAAAAACUGAAAAUUUGAAGAGACUUAAUAUGCACUCCUCGGUGUAAAAAAAAUGGUAAAAUGAUAAUCAACUGUGGUCAAAGGAUAUAUUUAA
Molecule: messenger RNA, 1710 nt
Organism: Sinocyclocheilus rhinocerous
Lineage: Eukaryota; Metazoa; Chordata; Actinopteri; Cypriniformes; Cyprinidae
Product: serine/threonine-protein phosphatase 2A 56 kDa regulatory subunit epsilon isoform-like
Exons: 13
Coding region: 6-1412 (468 amino acids)
Biological process (GO): signal transduction; protein dephosphorylation
Cellular component (GO): protein phosphatase type 2A complex; cytosol; nucleus
Molecular function (GO): protein phosphatase activator activity
Source: RefSeq, a predicted model, not a curated record